Polyodon spathula (Mississippi paddlefish) is the source of this 3144-nucleotide messenger RNA. RefSeq names its product elongator acetyltransferase complex subunit 2 (gene elp2). The coding region runs from base 35 to 2536 and encodes 833 amino acids. Lineage: Eukaryota; Metazoa; Chordata; Actinopteri; Acipenseriformes; Polyodontidae. The record is from RefSeq and is a predicted model, not a curated record. Gene Ontology annotation, cellular component: elongator holoenzyme complex. The transcript has 23 exons. Gene Ontology annotation, biological process: tRNA wobble uridine modification. Gene Ontology annotation, molecular function: protein binding.
GGGGGUGACAGGUUACUUGCAAGAUGCUGUGAAGAUGGCGGCCCUCUUGGUAGAAACAUGCCAUGUUGCCUGUUGUGCAAACCGCACUCCCAAUGUUGUUUCUUGGGGGAGAGGAGGGAUUGUUGCAUACGGGACAUGCAAUUCCGUAGCGCUCUACCACCCACUGAAAAGAAGAGUACUGUCUACCCUUAAUGGACACACGGGGAGAGUUAACUGUGUGCAGUGGGUUCACAAGAAAGACUGCGGUCCAGAAUCUGAGCUUGUGUCAGGAGGUUCAGAUAACCUGGUCCUUGUUUGGGAGGAACAGGAUGGAAAGUUCUCAAAGUCUGGAGAACUUUGUGGCCACACUGGGGCAGUCUGUGCGGUUGAUGCUGUUUACCAGGAUACAGAAGCUCCCUAUCAACUACUCAUAGCCUCAGCUGCUUCCGAUUCCACAGUCAAAAUCUGGACUAGACAAGGCUCAGAGAUACAGUGUGUUCAAACCAUAUCGUUUGGAAAUGGAUUUGUUAUGGACGUCUCCCUAGCGCUGUUGCCGGGCAGUAGUGUUCCUGUUUUGGCUUGUGGGGGUGAUGACUGUAAAGUUCAUAUAUUUAUACAGCAGAGUGGGCAGUUUCAGAAGGUCCUCUCGCUCCAUGGACAUGAAGACUGGAUCCGAGGAUUAGAGUGGACUGUUCACGGUGAGGAUAUUUUAUUGGCGAGCUGUGCACAAGACUGCAUGAUACGGAUCUGGCGAGUCUUUGCAAAGCCUGACUUUAGUCCUGAAUCCCUGGAGGAGGACACUAUCAAACUUAAGGAGGAUUUCUUCAUGGUACAAGCAAAGGAUUGUUGCACAUCAUUUGCAGUUACCUUGGAGACUGUGUUGGCAGGCCAUGAAAACUUGGUGUAUGGGGUUCACUGGCAGCCUCCUUUUCUAAAAGAUGGCGUUAUCCAACAGCCAAUGUGUCUGCUGUCUGCCUCAAUGGAUAAAACUAUGAUCCUGUGGUCUCCUGAUGAAGAGUCGGGUGUGUGGCUAGAGCAGGUCCGCGUUGGGGAGGUUGGUGGAAACACGCUGGGAUUUUAUGGCUGUCAGAUGAGUCCUGAUGGGUCCAUGAUUCUUGCUCACGCAUUCCAUGGGGCUCUCCAUCUUUGGUGCCAGGAUCCUUCUAAAGAGGAUGAAUGGUGCCCCACAGUUGUAAUUUCCGGACACUUCAAUAGUGUUCAAGACCUGAGCUGGGAUCCUGAAGGUGAAUUCAUUGUGAGUGUCAGCUCUGACCAGACCACAAGGCUCUUUGCUCCCUGGAGAAGAGAAAACCAGAACCAGGUGACUUGGCAUGAAAUUUCCCGGCCGCAGAUUCACGGAUAUGACAUGCAGUGCUUCGCAAUGGUUGGACGUUUCCAGUUUGUUUCCGGGGCAGAUGAGAAGGUUCUCCGGGUCUUCAGCGCUCCAAGGAACUUUGUGGAAAACUUCAGCAACAUCUCAGGGUUGUCACUGGAAAAGCUUCUGGCCUGCAGUGAAGGUGUUGACCUCCCUGAAGGUGCCAGCAUACCUGCACUGGGACUUUCAAACAAGGCUGUCUUUCAAAGUGACCGGAGGGCUCAGACCCCUGAAGAUGAGGAGCAGUUCUCCGGUGCAUCUGCUCAGUAUAGCGAGUCCUACUUCCAGCCAGUCGUUCUCACAGAGCCACCUCCAGAGGACCACCUCCUACAAAACACACUGUGGCCUGAAGUUCAGAAACUGUAUGGACACGGCUAUGAAAUGUUCUGUGUGGCUUCUAAUCGCGCAAAAACAGUGGUGGCCUCUGCAUGCAAGGUAACUAAAGCACAACACAACUCGGCAUAUGGCCGCGAUCCUCUUCUCUUGUGGAGCACCACCAGCUGGAAGCAGCUGUGCAGCCUGGCCCUGCACAGCCUCACAGUCACUCAGAUGGCCUUCUCUCCUGACAGCAGGUUCCUCCUUGCAGUGUCUAGAGACAGGACCUGGUCUCUGUGGAGGCAGAAAGAUGAGACCUCAUCUGAUACUGGGCCUUGUUUUACUCUCUAUGCACACACCGAUAAGAACACCUCUGUGCACAGCCGAAUCAUUUGGUCAUGUGACUGGAGCCCAGACAGCACGUAUUUUAUCACAGGAAGCAGAGAUAAAAAGGUUAUUGUAUGGGGAAACUGUGACUCUUCUGAAAAUGCAGCAGAGAAAGAAGUUGCCAUUCAUCCUUGCUCUUCAGUGCUGGAUGUCGGAGAAGCAGCCACUGCUGUCAGCUUUGCCCCUGUGUUGAGCCCAGAUCAGAGCUACAUCCUGGCAGUUGGUCUAGAGGGUGGGAAGAUUAUUCUAUUCAAAUGGAAGCCAUCAGGAGAUACCACUGCUGGAACAGACUGGCUUCAUUGUGGAGAAUUGGAUACAUUCCAGUGCCAUGCCCUCGCAAUCAAGCGCCUGUGCUGGAGACCGCGUGUGGGCAGAGCAGGCCACGGAGAUGACGGCGGGGACAGUGCGUGGAUACAGCUGGCCAGUGCAGGAGCCGACCACUGCAUGAAGAUAUUUAAUGUUAACAGACUGUCUCUUUAGCUUAACAGAUGGCACUACCUACCUCUCUUAGCAUGUUGUUUAGUGCUUCUGAUCACUAGCACAAAUAGAGGUGCUUGUCCAAUGGAUUCACUGGAAUACAAGGGGUGGGUAAUGUGACACUAAUCAGACUGCCUUAAACUGUUUAUCUUGUGCUCCAGUUUACACAUGAACGAUAAGGGUGAUUUGGUAUCCACAGAGUGUCUUUACCCCGUGGCGUCUUGACACCAGCUAAUGCUGAAAAACUGUGUCUUGAUACUGACACAUGAUUACUCAUGUAGAUGUAAUAACUCAACCACCUUGUCAAAUGGGUAAAUAAAAAGUAGCAGUUGAGUAAGUUAUUACAUGAAUGUUUCUUCAAAUAAUUAUGUAUCUUGACUGUGACAAAAUAAUUCCAUAAAUCUUACUUGUGGUGGACUUAUAUUCAUUGUAUUUGCUCAGUUGUCCAGGUUUGAAAGAAACACACAUUAUUGUAAACAUGUAUAAAAUAAUAAUCAUCAUAUCUGGUGCGCUACUCAGUUAACAAAACCUUUGUUUGAUAUUGUUGCUUUCAGAUAAUGUUGCCCUUGCGUGGUCAUUUCUCCUGGAGAGUGAAACUGACCCCACCCUUU